This is a messenger RNA of Corticium candelabrum, 1292 nucleotides long. Its product is annotated as deoxyhypusine synthase-like. Lineage: Eukaryota; Metazoa; Porifera; Homoscleromorpha; Homosclerophorida; Plakinidae. Bases 1 to 1104 code for a protein of 367 amino acids. Gene Ontology annotation, molecular function: deoxyhypusine synthase activity. The transcript has 9 exons. Gene Ontology annotation, cellular component: cytoplasm. Gene Ontology annotation, biological process: peptidyl-hypusine biosynthetic process. The record is from RefSeq and is a predicted model, not a curated record.
AUGGCCAGGCCGAGCUUUGGUAAUAGUGCUAAGGAGGCAGUCUUUGUUCCUAGCAUUGAGAUGUUUCAAGAUGCCGUCGUUAUCAAAGGCUAUGAUUUUAACAAAGGAGUCAACCUCCGUGCCUUACUAGAGUCGUACGCACGAUGCGGAUUUCAAGCUACCAAGUUCGGUCACGCAGUCAGAGAGAUAGACCGCAUGCUUGAUGCUAAAGAAAUGCUUCUCAGCGAGGAGAAACAAGAAUCUGCACGACUAUUACAAAAUGCAGGAGACAAACCUCUUUCUAAUUGUACGAUUUUCCUUGGCUACACGUCGAACAUGAUAACAUCAGGCAUUCGAGAAACACUACGGUUUUUAACAGAGCACAACGUGGUUGACUGUAUUGUGACAACAACGGGUGGUAUUGAGGAAGAUCUCAUCAAGUGCAUGGGUUCAUUCUACGUUGGAGAAUUUACAAUGGAAGGCUCGGCACUGAGAGAACAAGGAAUCAAUCGGACAGGCAACAUUCUGGUUCCCAAUGUAAAUUACUGUAAGUUUGAGGAAUGGGUACAUCCGAUUCUGGAUAGAAUGUUAGAAGAACAAACUCAACAGGCUGUAAGUUGGACUCCAUCGAAAUUCAUCGCUCAUUUGGGCAAAGAAAUUGAUCAUGAAGAUUCUGUGUAUUAUUGGGCAUACAAGAAUAACAUUCCAGUAUUCUGUCCCGCAUUGACUGAUGGGGCAAUUGGAGACUGCAUCUUCUUUCACAGCAUCAAGAAUCCUGGUCUCAAAGUAGAUAUGGUGGAAGACAUCUGUCGCAUUAAUACUUUGGCAAUGCGUGCAGCGCACACAGGGAUGAUCGUUUUGGGAGCUGGUGUAGUCAAGCAUCAUAUUUAUAAUGCCAAUCUAAUGAGAAAUGGAGCUGAUUUUGCAGUGAAUAUCAACACUGCUCAAGAAUUUGAUGGCAGCGAUGCAGGUGCACGCCCGGAUGAGGCUGUUUCCUGGGGGAAGAUCAAGAAAACAGCAUCUCCAGUCAAAGUUUGUGCUGACGCUUCUCUCGUAUUUCCAUUAAUCGUGGCAGAGACAUUUGCAAAACGUCAUUGGGACUGUAAAGCUUUAGUUCAAUCAUAAUAUUGAUGUAACUAAAUUGGUUCGAAUCAGUCUUUUCUGUCAAUGCUUAGGAUUAUCAGUUUGUAAACAAUAAAGCAUUCGAUGCUUCUUAAUGCCAGUGUUGAACCGGGUACGCAGAUAUAUUACAAUGAUGUUUAACGAAGUUACAGAUACAGUUGUGCUCGAAAGUUUGUGAACCCCAGGUUAAU